Leptopilina boulardi is the source of this 4062-nucleotide messenger RNA. RefSeq names its product ATP-binding cassette sub-family G member 1-like. The transcript has 3 exons. Gene Ontology annotation, molecular function: ATP binding; ABC-type transporter activity; ATP hydrolysis activity. Lineage: Eukaryota; Metazoa; Arthropoda; Insecta; Hymenoptera; Figitidae. The record is from RefSeq and is a predicted model, not a curated record. Bases 435 to 2249 code for a protein of 604 amino acids. Gene Ontology annotation, cellular component: plasma membrane.
GGAAACUUGAUCAGACUGUGAUUCACUUUCAUACCGAUAGCAUCGAGUAUAACUCCCGAAGUAAUUUUCCCAUUGCAACUGUCGGGACAGAAAGUUUCAAUUUUUGCGUACACUUUUAAAUUUCAUCGAAAUAGUUGUUCUUCUCCCUCAAAUAAUAAAAAAAGAGGAUAUAUUAUUUAAUUGAAGGUAUUCAAAGGUGCUACAAGGAGGAAGAAAAAAGUUUAUUUAAUCAAAUUAGGAAUAAAUCUUAAUCUCACAAAGCAACUUGAAAAAUCAUUAUCAACCACCAUCUAAUGAAGGAGAUAAUUACAAAAAAAACACAUGUUGCACUUCAAUAUCAAUCUGAAGGCCUAUUUGACAUCAUCGUAAAUUAUUCAUUGACGUGAAAUCUAAUAUAAUUUCAUCUUGACAAGAAAAAAUCGAAUUGAAACAAAAUGUAUCAUCGAUCGAUACUUCUCAAUCUUCCCAAAUCCCAAUCGACUGACAUUGAAUUCCAAAAUGUCAUCUACACUGUUCAAAUCGGUUUUCGAAGUCCAAAUAAACAGAUUCUUAAGGGAGUGAGUGGUUGUUUCAAAACGGGUGAAUUAACCGCUAUUAUGGGACCCUCGGGCGCUGGAAAGUCCUCUCUGCUUAAUAUCCUUACAGGUCUACAGAGAAAGAAUGUCGAUGGAAAGGUUGCCUAUAUAACCGGGAAAGUUGAACAAUCCUGGAACGAUUACAAAAAGCAGGCAUGCUAUAUUCAACAAGACGAUCAACUUUAUCCUCUUUUCACUGUUAACGAAAUCAUGACAAUGUCAGCUGACCUGAAACUUGGUCAAAGUCUAAAUUCCAAGGGGAAGCAAAUGGUCAUUGAUGACAUUCUUGAUUCAUUGGAUUUAACUAAAUGCAAAGAGACAAGGUGCGAUCGACUUAGUGGUGGACAAAGAAAAAGACUUAGCAUUGCCCUUGAACUCGUCGAUAAUCCACCUGUUAUUUUCCUUGAUGAACCCACUACAGGACUGGAUUCAUUGUCAUCGAUGCAAUGUGUCUCGGUGCUGAAAAAUUUGGCUCGAGGAGGGAGAACUGUCGUUUGCACCGUUCAUCAGCCAAGUGCUGCCAUCUACGACAUGUUUGAUCACGUGUACAUGUUAGCAGAUGGACACUGUAUGUUUCAAGGUGCCGCAGGUAAUACUGUGCCUUACCUCAGCAGUCUUGGACUUAAUUGUCCAAAAUAUCACAAUCCAGCCGAUUACGUCAUUGAAGUUGUUUCCUGCGAAUACGGAGACUUUAGAAAUCAAUUGACUGUUGCCGCUAGCGAUUCCUCUUGGCGGUUUGUACCUCCGCCAAAGUUGGAUAAAUUUAGCAUUAAUGAGGAAGAGGAGAAAAAAGUCAAUAGCAAUAGAAACAAUGGAAAAACAACAGUUCUUAUCACCACUCCUUCGGAGAUCAUAAAAUUACGGAUACUUGUUAAAAGAUGUUGCCUUCAGCUAUACAGGGAUUGGACUGUGACUCACCUAAAACUUGUGCUUCAUUUUUUAGUGGGUAUUCUACUUGGACUGAAAUUCACCGACUGUGGCUCCGAUGGCUCCAAGACUUUUAGUAAUAUUGGUUUCCUUCUCACCACUACGGUUUAUCUUUGCUAUACAAGUAUGAUGCCAGCUGUACUUAAAUUUCCCACUGAGCUUCUUGUUCUUCGCAAGGAACACUUUAACAAUUGGUACAAAUUGCGCACCUAUUAUUUAGCAUUCAUCAUCACUAAUAUUCCUAUGCAGGCGUUUUUUGCAACUGUCUACAGUUCUGUUUCGUACUAUCUCUCGAGUCAACCUCUCGAAUUGUUUCGCUUUCUCAUGUUUACAAGUAGCGCCAUUUUAACAACAAUAAUAGCCGAAGCUAUGGGACUAAUUUUAGGUACAACAGUUAAUCCAGUAAAUGGCACAUUUUUGGGUGCAAUUAGCGUUUGUGCGAUGCUUAUUUUUGCCGGCUUUUUGGUACUUUACACACAUAUGAGCCAUUUUUGGUAUACAGUGAGUUUUUUGAGUUAUUUACGAUAUUCAAUGGAGGCAAUGGUAUCAGCUCUCUAUGGAUAUAAUCGUGAGAAAAUGUAUUGUCCCGAUUUAUAUUGUCAUUAUCGAGCUCCACAGACGUUGAUCAAAGAACUUGGAAUGGACGGUGAGGGCUUUUGGUUUGACGUCACUGUUCUUGGAAUUAAUAUUUUCGUCAUUCUAUGCAUUGCUUAUUGUACAUUGAAGAGAAAAAUUAGCAAUUUUUAAUUCUAUAGACGACUAUUAGGACAAAAAAAAAAAAAAUUACUAAAAUUUUCAUCAACAAUCUAUGAAAAUAUUCCCCAGAAAAAAAUAUGUACAUAUAUAAUAUUAAACGCAUAUAAAACAUAAAGUUUUGAACAAAAUAUUAAUUCGACAAAAAAUAUAUAAUUUCGAAAAACUUAUAGUGGUCGGUAAAUUAUUCACAUAAAUUCACUUUAUUUUAGAAUUCAACUUGUUUGUAUAUUAAAAAUGUCGUUUUAAGGAGAUUAUAGGAAUUGACUGAUCUAAUCAAAACAGAAUAAACCAUUAUUUUAUGAUUUGACUUGCUCGCUACUUUUGAAACGGUUGGCAACACCGCGUCAGUCCCAAAAAAUUUAGCUACAUAAUUUUCAAACUUUAUCUAAUAUUGGAUCAAUUUUCAUUAAAUUUGUAAUUUUAAUACUAUUUCCGCUAUAAUCUCCUUAAAUCGAGAAAACUGUUCGAUUUAAAAAAUUUUUUUAUUCAUUCAUCAAAAGUGCAUCCCUCUCAAAAAUUCCAAAUUUGAAUUUUUAAAUAAUAUUGAAUUAAAAAAACAAAUAUAAAAAACCAUAUUAAUAAUAUUUUAUUAUUUAAGGAGGAAUGGAAACACGUUAACAUAACCUCAAAACUGAGUAAUUGUUUUUUUUAACAAUUCAACGCAAACAAAAUUAUGAUUAAAAUUAAUUGUAAUCAAUUUUAGAAGAUCUUGUUAAUUGCAAAAAAAAAACGAUGUUGAUUCAAAAUCUUUUUUUUAACAUUAAAUGUUUUUUUCCUUCAGCUCAGGCAAAAAUUACAAUUUUUAUUUAAUUUUAAUAAACAAGGGCUUAUUUUAUUUACAGGCUUCCUACCCACAUUGUACGUAAGCUUGCAGCAAGCUUGAGGAAAGUUUGCCGCGCAAUAUUGCCAAUCUUGCACAGCAGUAUAAGGUUACUGUAAGAUUGAACAAUAAUAUUAUCGCAAGAUUGCUCAGUAAGCUUCCACAGUAAGUUUGUAGCAAGGUUGGUGCAUGAUUGACAAAUAACCUUGCUUUGAACCUAAAAUCUUUUUUUUUUUUAAUGUUUCGUGAAAUUUAUAUAAUUUUAUUUUAUGAAUUUUAUUAUAUAAAUAUUACCUAUAUAAAUUAGACGAAACAUUUUUUUUAAAAAAAUUUUUUAGGGUUUAAAGCAAGGUUAUUUGGCAACCUUGCACCAACCUUGCUACAAACUUACUGUGCAAGCUUACUAAGCAAACUUGCGAUAAUUUUAUUGUGCAAUCUUUCGGUAAGCUUACCGUGCAAGCAUUCGUUCAGAGGUGGGACAUUUGAAACUUGCAGUAAAUUUGCGGCAAUUUUGUCGUGGAAGGUUGGCAAUAUUUCGGGACAAGCUUGACGCAAGGUUGCUAGAAUCAGACGGGCUAACUGAGCAGUGCUUCCCCUAUUUUUUCCCUAUUUAAAAAAAAUUCCCCUUUUUCCACUCAUUUCCUCUAUUUUAUGUUGAAACUCAAAUAAGGAGAUAUUUCAUAAAAAUCCAAAUUUGAACCAAAAAAUUACAUGCCUCUGAUUGUACUUUUUCGAUUUUUUUCAUUGAAUGCGACUAUAUCGACUUAUUUUUAUAAAAUGUGACUUUUUCAACUUUUUUCAAUAAAAACUUUACUUUACUUUCAUCAAAAUUUUUUGAAAAUUUUAUUAUUUAAAUUUUUUCUCAAAUACAAAUAUUUUUAAAAUUCAAUUAUUGUCUCAAUUUUAUAAAAAAAACAUUCAACAAUUUGAAUUUAUGAAAAUUUUGAUUAAAAAUCUGCUGAAAUUCAAUUGUUUUCAACAAUU